Messenger RNA from Pelagomonas calceolata, 3350 nucleotides. NCBI's taxonomy places the organism in Eukaryota, Pelagophyceae, Pelagomonadales, Pelagomonadaceae. The record is from the annotation of a GenBank genome assembly.
CGGAGUUUUUGGACCAACAGGGGGCACACGGAGCGAGCCAGACUCUCAGCGCUCGUUCACAGAGACCUGCGGUAGUGCUCUUGGUCUCAGUGCUACAACUGCUGCAUUGUCGCAGCUGGCAGCUCUCCUUGGACCACUGGUUUCAAAAAGCGGCAGCCUCCUAGGGCAGCGGAGCGCGGGCCGCGCAGCGCUCUAACAAGCUGCAGCGCUGGGUAGGAAAGCGCAUGCCGCGCUGGUUCAUAAUAAUGCUGCGCCUCGCCGCCGCCCUGAGACCCGCGACGCGCCUAAGACGAAGACUCUCGCUCGCCGCCGCGCCGACGCAGCUCGACGGCUACUGGACGAGACAAAUAGAAAACCUCCGAAGGCCCGCGGCCCAGGCCCUGAGCGACCGCUUAGCAACGAACGCCCUCGGCUUCCCCCACGACAGUCUAGAUAAACCCCCUGCAAAUGGAAGGAAAACACUCCUACUGGAGACCUUAGAGUGGAAACUCGAGCACCCCACGAAAGUUUUACUCGUGCGCGUCGGCGAGUUCUACGAAGCGUGGGGCGUCGACGCUACGUUGCUCGUGGAGCACUGCGGUUUAAAUCCGAUGGGCGACAAAGUAAGAGCGGGGUGUCCCUGGCGGAAUUUGCAGCAGACGCUCGAUGGCUUGACCCGAAACGGCUUAACCGUGGCGGUCUAUGAAGAACGGUUCUGUGCUGAUCCUCGUCGCAAGAAAGAAAGGUACUUAGCACAAGUGGUAGCACCGGGCGCUUCCACAUAUGUGCAGAACCAGGCUCUCAGUAGAAAUGAUCUCGAGUGGCGCUGCGAGGGGCCGCAGUUCGUCGCUUCUGCUGUUGGUGAAUCAGGUGCGUCGGUGAUAUGUUUGGAUGUCGACGCGAGGACUGCUUGCGUCUACGAUUCAUUGACGCCCGACGGGUGUCGAGCCGCCGUAAGUGCUCGUGGAGGUGCCGCGGCGCCGGCCUUCUAUUUCGAUUGUAAAGCUAGUGGGUCGAAAGCUCAAGAGAUUAAUAGGAGGAACGCGGCGAAGCGGAACGCUCUAGCUUUAGUAGAUGACCGGGAGCGACUCGAUGACGACCGGGCCGUGCGAUUGGAGGACCCCGGUACUACGGAAGGUCGCGUACGUUUAUUCGCCGAGGAGGUGGCUCGAUCCGUCUUGUGCGUCGAGGACCCUUUGUCAUUUGCAGAGGAAGUACGGGUAUCAACUCCAAGAACACAGCGGCCUUUGUUUGCUUCCACAGCUAGGGACGUCGGCUUGGCUGACGACGAGCUCGUGCCUGCAUUAGUUCCUAGGUUACUACCAUCUAGAGGUGCUCGCGCGGCCUCGCAGCGAUUUCUACGGAGAUGGUUGUUAGCGCCACCGUCCGAGCAACCAGCAACAGCGAUGCGGUCGCUACUAUCAGCAUUAUUAGAUGAGGCGUGCCCGCCUUUACCUUUGGAUGAUGCGCCGAAUCUCCCGAGGCAGAAACUAGUACGUUUGUUAGCGGAGAAGGAGGCGAAUGCGUUACUGUUUCGCGACGCCCACAGGGCAUCUGUCGCAUGCCGCCAGGCGAUUAGUGAGGCGCCUUCGUCCAUUUCUAGACCUUUGCUCGAGUUACUUGACGCGAGCGAGGCGGGCGGGGUGUUCUCGUUGGAGGGAGACGAUCUCGUAGAUGCUGCGGCGCGUUUGGAAGGUGUCAUUUCAUCAGUGGUAAGUAUCGACCAGGACGACGCCGUUUCAUCUUCUGAUAGACUCCCUGCCGCGUUCAUUGAGAGAAACGAGGUCUUUAGAGGCGUGGUACUGCGGGACCACCGUCCUGAGGUUAGGGACGCCUACGCUCGGGUCGAUGCUUGUCUGACGGAACUCGAGAAUGCCGUCGCGGAAUUCCCGGACGGCGACGACGUCUUGUAUGAUGUGGCGAACUGUGUGGAAAUCAACAUGUGCGUCUCGGCCUAGCGGUGAGGAACGCAUCGUCACGCCAUCGAGCAGGCGUCGCGUCGAUGGCGUGGAGGAACGCGCCGUAAAAUUUUGAUUUCCACACAGGUGGCGAACAACGUCGUCUGCCUGCGCGGGGCGCCUUCUGGUGAUGAAGUAGCACCUAGAGAUCGGUUCCGCCAGCCGCUGCCACGACGAAGGACGUCGCAGCGAGCCCUCGACGCCAAUGACGCGUACUGCGCUGCUUGUAGCGACGCGUCACUUGUGGUAAGGGCGUCUCUACGUGAAUUGAGCGAGACCGUCUACUCUCAACAUUUGGACACGGCCGUGGCCUGUAUAUCCGUGUGUGAAUGUGGCGCAGCGGCUCUGGACCACGCCGAAGCUUCUCGAGAGAAAGGAUGGUCUUUACCUGCUUCGGGAAAGACUCUGACGCUAAAGGGCCUGACGCCCUUCUGGCUCGACCGUGGUUCGUCAGUCCCGAACGACGUCUCCCUAGCAAGUGGACAAAUGGCCUUUUUAACAGGACCGAACGCGUCCGGCAAAAGUACACUGUUACGAAGUACGGCCGCCGCAGCUUUAUUGGGAGCGUCGGGUCUAUGUGCACCGAUCAGUGAAGGUACCGUGCCGCACUGGGACGGCAUUCUACUGCGACACGCCACGGGCGACGCGCCCCUCUACGGGAAAAGUUCUUUCGAGCGAGAAAUGGACGCCGUGGCGCAGCUCUUCCGGGAAUGUUCACCUGAUUCAUUGGUGUUGGUCGAUGAAUUGGGCCGCGGGACGUCUUCUACCGAAGGUGCCGCCAUCGGCGGUGCUGUUCUAGAUGAACUUACGGAUAGAAAGAUGCGGGGCGUCUUCGCGACGCAUCUACAUGAGAUCCUGGAGGAGGAUUCUAGAGAUGAUGUGAAGAAGUGGAGGAUGGGAGGCAACCACAGUUGUGACGAGGGUGUUUGUGUCGACUCUCUCGCGUUAGAUGCUGCUGUCGCUGCGGAGGUCCCUUCCAGGAUCGUGGAGCGGGCGGCGCUUACGCUUGGAAGGGACGUGCCCUCUGUCCAACAGGAUGAGGUGGACCUGCUUGCUUCGGCCUUUGACGCCCUCUCGGACCAAGGGUUGGUACCGGAAACCUUACCUAGAGAUAAAGCGCCGCCGCCCCGAUUGAUAGGUACGUCGUGCGUCUACGCCUUUUCUACGUCCGACGGUUUAUAUGUGGGCGAGACGGACUCCGUGCGCGACCGCCUGAAGAAGCACGGGCGGACGUAUGAUAUCGGCGACGCCUUAGUGGUUACUGUAAAGGACAAGUCCGCCGCGCGGAAGGCGGAGGCGACGGCUCUUAAGAAGCUCCAGGCCCUCGGCGUGCCGCUGCUCUCUACUUCCGAUGCGUCAAAUGUGCACUUCGGGGGCGCAUCAUAACCUAUCAUUUGUGUGAAUUUAUACAGU